Papilio polytes (common Mormon) is the source of this 910-nucleotide messenger RNA. Its product is annotated as estradiol 17-beta-dehydrogenase 8. Gene Ontology annotation, molecular function: oxidoreductase activity, acting on the CH-OH group of donors, NAD or NADP as acceptor. The transcript is spliced from 7 exons. Lineage: Eukaryota; Metazoa; Arthropoda; Insecta; Lepidoptera; Papilionidae. The coding region runs from base 67 to 873 and encodes 268 amino acids. The record is from RefSeq and is a predicted model, not a curated record.
GAAAUGUCAUAAAAUGACAUUUGAAUAUUUUUGAGUUGUUGCUCAACUUUUUUUUUAUUAAAUUGAAUGAAACAUUACGAACAAAAUCUAAGAAAAAGUCUAAUAAUGGUGUCUGGAAUUGUAUCUGGCAGGUUAGCCCUAGUUACAGGUGCUGGGUCUGGUAUAGGCAGAGCUGCUUGUCAAGUUUUGUCUCGUGAAGGGGCCACAGUUAUAGCUGCGGAUAAAGACUAUGAGGCUGCCCUAGAAACUAUAAAGAAGCAUUCCGCUUUAGCUUCAGGAUCAAAUGCAGUUGGUGAUCAUAGUGCUGUGGAAUUGGAUGUAUCAAGUUCAAAAUCAGUAGCUGAACUUCUUACCAAACUACAGAGACAAUAUAAAGCUCCACCAACUAUUAUAAUUAACUCGGCCGGUAUUACCAGAGACAAUUGGAUGCUGAAACUAUCUGAAGAUGAUUUUGAUAAUGUACAAGAUGUUAAUUUAAAGGGUACAUUCCUUAUAAUGCAAACAUUUGCUAAAGCAAUGACAGAAGCAUCUUUGCCGGGAUCAAUUGUAAAUAUAUCUAGUAUUGUUGCUAAAUAUGGAAAUAUAGGACAAACGAAUUAUACAGCAAGCAAAGCAGGUGUUAUUGGAAUGACGAAAUCUGCUGCCAAAGAAUUAGGAAAAUUUAAUAUAAGAGUAAAUGCAAUUUUACCUGGUUUCAUAGACACACCAAUGGUGGGUACAGUUCCAGAUAAAGUAAAGGAAAAUUUCCUCAAAAUGAUACCUUUAGGUAGAUUAGGAGAUCCUAUUGAAAUAGCUGAAGUAAUAACGUUCCUUAGUUCUGAUAAGAGUUCGUUUGUGACCGGAGCGACUGUUGAUGUUACGGGAGGAUUUUAAUCUGUAUUUUUAAUUUUUUUUAAUCUGUAGAGAAAUU